This is a messenger RNA of Agrilus planipennis (emerald ash borer), 1740 nucleotides long. Its product is annotated as elongation of very long chain fatty acids protein AAEL008004. Gene Ontology annotation, biological process: fatty acid elongation, polyunsaturated fatty acid; fatty acid elongation, saturated fatty acid; very long-chain fatty acid biosynthetic process. NCBI's taxonomy places the organism in Eukaryota, Metazoa, Arthropoda, Insecta, Coleoptera, Buprestidae. Gene Ontology annotation, molecular function: fatty acid elongase activity. The record is from RefSeq and is a predicted model, not a curated record. The transcript has 8 exons. Gene Ontology annotation, cellular component: endoplasmic reticulum membrane. The coding region runs from base 308 to 1174 and encodes 288 amino acids.
GUCGAUCGCCACUAAUUUAUUUUAGAGUUAAUGAAGCUUUCCAACGGCAGGUAAAUCAAGUGAAAAUCGUCGUCGAUCUGAUUUUGAAUGUUCUCGUCCGAUCGGUCGGUCAGUUUCGAAUCGACAACUUGCAGUUGCAGUCGAAAUUGAACGAAAAUUUCGAGCACAACAAAAGAGUAAUGUUGUAAACAUUCAUACAUUAGUGCAUCUGUGAACUUCAGUGAAAAAGCACCACUAAUUAAAGGAACUUUUUAGUGAAACCUGUGAUAUUUAGUAUUAAGAAUUAGUCUACAUUUAUUUCGUCAAAAUGGCAGGAGUGGUUUCCCCUUUCACAGACUACUAUAGGUACAUUAUGGAAACUAAGUCUGAUCCUCGGACAGCACAAUGGCUGCUAAUGAGUUCUCCUGGUCCUCUAUUUACAAUACUUGCCACUUACUUAUAUUUUUGCAUUUCUGCAGGCCCUAGGUAUAUGAAAGACAGGAAGCCAUAUGAACUUAAAAAUUUAAUAAUUCUCUACAACGCAGUACAGGUCGCUAUGAGUAUAUUUUUGGUAUACGAGGGUUUACAAUCAGGAUGGUGGGGCCAAUACAGUUUAGCAUGUCAGCCAGUAGAUUAUUCAAAUAGCCCUACUGCAUUAAGGAUGGCUAGCGCAGUUUGGUGGUACUUCUUUGCCAAGAUUACAGAACUUUUGGACACGGUAUUCUUCGUAUUGAGAAAGAAAAACAAUCAGAUCUCUUUUCUCCAUCUGUACCAUCACGCCAUGAUGCCCGUCUGUGCGUGGAUUGGGGCCAAGUUUUUAGCAGGGGGCCACGGUACACUUUUAGGACUCAUUAAUUCGUUUAUCCAUAUUAUCAUGUACUCUUACUACCUGAUUUCUUCUAUGGGUCCACAAUAUCAAAAAUAUUUGUGGUGGAAAAGGCACCUGACGGCAUUGCAAAUGAUCCAGUUCUGCAUAAUAUUCAUUCACAAUUUCCAAGUACUGUUCAGACAAUGCGACUACCCGAAGUUCAUAGUGUUUCUAUUGGGCACCCAGGCGAUGUUCUUUUUCUAUUUAUUCGGACAAUUCUACUUGAGAACAUACGGCAAGAGUGACAAGAAAAUUGAAAGAUCGGAGUCGUCGGACAGCGUAAACAACAAUAACGUGGUCAAAAAUGGAAAACUGAAAACCAAAUAGUAGGAAAUAGUUAUGUUCUUGUUUCUUGUUCUUUUUCUUAGCGGAUAAGUGAAUGCUGCUCAAAAUGAUUAUAUUAAUCAUACAUGUUACAAACAUUUGAAUGAGUGCUACUGUUGGAUGUUUUUGUGUACCUAAGUGAUGUGGAUUAUUGAUUUCAUUCCUCUUGUUUAUUUGUUGAUUUUAAUUGAUUUUUAAAAUGAGAGAAUACGGACAGUGCAAUAAUUGACGAGUACAAUUAUUAUAUUUUUAGCUAAACAAUUGCGAUAUUCCGUUAUUUCAAAAGAAUCUAUUUUCAUUUUACAAAUCUAUGUAGGUGCCAUAAUUAAAUAAAUACAGCAUGCAUUUAGUAAAAAUGAAUUGAGGAACUUUUAUUAAUCAUAUGAUAUAAUAAUUAAAUUCUUGUAUGGUUGGCGUCUUUCGGAAUUUGUGAGUCUCGAGAGGGAACUACAAAAGGAAGAGCAUGUUUCCUUUAUGACAGUAUUUAUUUGUCCUUUAAAUAACUGUAAAUAAAUUAAUUAAAAUUUUAAUUUUCGAUUCUACUGUAAAAUAAAUUCUGCAAUUCUCAA